AUGAACAACAUUGCCGGCGGACUUACAGCUGAGGCCAAGGCCAAUAUGCUUGCGAACCUCCAAAUCGAACUCAACUCGCGCAUUGAGAAGCUGCGAUCCCAGUGCGAGGCUCAGUGCGCCAGUAUGCAGUCGCGCCUCGAGCGACGCGUCAACCGCAUCCCGGUCGUGACGCGCCAAACCACACUCGCCAACCUCCUCAAAGCAUCAGCACCAGUACAACUUAUUGUCGCGCCUGCCCCACCAACCAAGGUCACAACUACAACCGCCGUCAUCACAACAUCGACUACCACUACUGCCGCCACCAAGAAGGCAGCCGGUACUGGCACUGCUGGCCGCAAACCUCGCAAUGCUGCUCCCAGCGCGCCUUCUUCAAGACCCGCAUCCUCUCCAGAAGUGCGCAUCAAGUCCACUUCCACAACCAAGACUACCAAUACCAAGACUGUCCCCACAUACGCCAAAGCAACAAAGACGGCCCGAGCGAAGAAGCGCAGCAGCGACGAACUGUCUGGCGAGGACAAGGAAAACUCCGAAUUGCCUGUGCCCAAGAAGCGCACUAGAAAUGUUGCUCCCAAGACUGAAGUCGAGAAGGCUGAAAAAGCCGAGAAGAAGACGACGGCCAGUGGCAUCACACGUUCGACUCGGGCUGGAUCUCGCACCAAGCCUGCGGGCGGCCAUGUACUGUCUCCCAAGACCAACGCAGCCAACGCGCGCAAGCCCGCUCCUACUGCGCGUAGCGUCCGCCCCCGGUAG
Molecule: messenger RNA, 750 nt
Organism: Bipolaris victoriae FI3
Lineage: Eukaryota; Fungi; Ascomycota; Dothideomycetes; Pleosporales; Pleosporaceae
Exons: 1
Coding region: 1-750 (249 amino acids)
Source: RefSeq, a predicted model, not a curated record